Messenger RNA from Phycodurus eques (leafy seadragon), 7162 nucleotides. RefSeq names its product desmoglein-2.1-like. Lineage: Eukaryota; Metazoa; Chordata; Actinopteri; Syngnathiformes; Syngnathidae. The record is from RefSeq and is a predicted model, not a curated record. Gene Ontology annotation, molecular function: calcium ion binding. Gene Ontology annotation, cellular component: desmosome; plasma membrane. Gene Ontology annotation, biological process: homophilic cell-cell adhesion.
GAUUCCGCUUCCAUCGGUGCGUCCGCUUCGUCGGCAUGCGUAUUGCCCGUUUAUUGCUAGUCUACUGCGAAAACCGUACUCGUAUUUUCAACAAAUGGAACGAAAGUGGGGCGGACAAGUUAAGUCACAAAGCUCUGCGGAACAUGAAAAUGGACUCACAACCUUGUGGAGAGGCCACAUAACUGAGUCAACUAGAAAAUACAAAAUGGGACUUUUUGGAAGAAAUGGAGCAAGUGAGGCAGACUGGAGCCGCUACUCGACCAUUACAACGCCGGGAAGGCGGUGCGAAGGAGCGUUAGAAAGAUCGGAUGUGACCUGUUUGCCUUUCCAGGAAGGCCAGGGCGGGUUGGGUCAGGUUCAAGUCUCUUCCUGUGAUGUCACGCAAGAGACUUUCCGUAGCUCACGCUUCACUGAUCAUCCCACGCUAGGCUUCACCUUCUUCUUCUUCUUCUUCUUCACAAUUUUGUUGGCGUUGUUGGCAGGUGGCCACAAGACGCGUCAACUGCUCAAAACUCAGACUUCAGGAGGACCUCCUGCAAGGCGUCAUUAUGGUCCGAGUGGCUUUUCCCGCGAGCGUCUUGAUGCUCACGAGUGCAUUUAUGGGGACGGUCCGCUCCGGGAACGAGCCGCCGGUCCGCAAAAGAAGAGACUGGAUCGUCCCAGCGUGGCCACUCAAGGAAAAUGUCGAUCACACACAAAAGGAGUCCAUAGCCAAGAUUCGAUCGGAUUUCCAAGUUGACAGGGACAUCAGCUACUCCCUGGAGGGCGUCGGUGCCACCCAGUACCCCUUCAACGUCUUUGUGGUGGACCCCAAAACGGGACUCAUUCGCGUCACUCAAGUGCUCGACAGGGAGGCCAUCGACACCUACAACCUGUUGGCCAUCGCCAGGUUCAACGACGGCGCCGAGGCCGAGAAAAGGAUCGACCUACGCAUAAAGGUGCUGGACGAGAAUGACAACGAGCCGGAGUUUGACUCCACGGAUCCCGUGGACGUGUACGAACGGAGCCCUGCGGGAACGCCCGUCACAAGAGUCACCGCGACUGAUGCCGAUGAACCUGGCGAUCCCAACUCUCAGCUGCUCUACACCAUCGUGAAGCAGGAACCCCCUCACAACAUGUUUCGCAUUAACAAAGACGGAAACGUCUACGUGGACAAGUCCACUCUGGAUAGAGAGAAAACAGACCAAUACUUUGUAACGGUGCAAGCUCAGGAUCUCAAUGGCGACCCUGACGGACUCACGGGGACCAGUACGUUGACCAUUAAUGUGCUGGACGUCAACGACAACCUUCCGACGUUGGAAAAAGACCAGUACGAGGGCAGCUUUAUGGAGAACACGCAGGGCGUGGAGGUGAUGAGGAUCAAACCUCAAGACUUGGACCUGGAGGAUACGGAAAACUGGCAAAGUGUGUUUGAUAUCGUCAAAGGCAACGAGGCCAAGUAUUUCAGCAUCAAAACAGACCCAAAGACCAACGAGGGUGUCCUCAUGCUUGAUAAGGCCGUGGAUUACGAGGACGUGAAGGAUCUUGUUCUAGGAUUGACCGUGAGGAACAAGGCUCCACCUUAUGAAGGACUUGAAGAAAGCACGAUCUAUAACAUUUAUCUCGUCAAAAUCAACGUACAAAACCAACGUGAGGGUCCAUAUUUUGACCCUAAAGUCAAAGUGGUCACUAUGUCGGAGGGAGGCAGCACCAUUAGCAUUAAUGAUGUCAUCACUCGCUACCCGGCACUAGAUGGCGACACUGGGAAACCAGCUGAGAAAGUCAAGUAUGUUAAAGGUUCCGACCCCGACAACUGGCUCACCAUCGAGCCGAAAACCGGUGACAUCACACUGAGCAAGAUGCCCGACAGAGAGUCCACUUUCUUGGUGAACGGGACCUACUACGCUAAGAUACUCUGUAUUUCCGAAGACAUCCUCUCAAGCACCGCCACCGGGACCGUGGCCAUCCAGGUGGAAGACUUCAACGACCACUGUCCCACCCUGACCAGCGCCCUCCAGACUCUGUGCAUUCCCGACGACGCCGUCAUCGUCACCGCUGUCGAUGAAGACGACUACCCUAACGGUGCUCCUUUCACCUUCGAAAUCAUCCCGGAGGGCACGAAGGGAAAAUGGCAGGUGGAGCAUCUCAAUGAUACUGCAGCCAUCUUGAGGGCUCAGCACUCCUUAUGGCCUGGUCUCCACGAGGUGGAAUUAUUGGUGAGGGACGAGCAGGGGGAGGCGUCCCCGGAGCCGCAGAAGGUGACGGUCCAGGUGUGCGCCUGCGAGGACGGAGUGCGUUGCGGAAGCCGAGGCGGAAGAGGUCAGCCCAACAAGAGCUCCGCGUUAGGACCCGCAGGCAUCGGAUUGCUGUUACUGGGCCUGCUGCUGCUGCUGCUGCUUGUUCCCCUGCUGCUGCUCUUCUGCCAGUGUGGUGGCGCUGUGGGGCUGCCAGUGGGUGCGGCGGACAUACCAUUUGAAACCAAGUCACACUUGGUCAUCUACUGCACCGAAGGCCAGGGGGAGAACGCGGAGGUUCCGUUAAACCUCAUGCUGACAAAGAUGGAGGCCGAAGACAUGACCGAUCGCAUGAACCAGUCGGUCUUUGUGGACGCCUUCGAGGGAAACAUGGCGCAGUCGUGGGCGAGGAGGCAGGGCAACGCGAACGCCUUCUACUCCAGGUUCGGGGGUACAGCGGUGGGAGGCCAGGCCACGGCAGCGUACGACAGCAUCGCUCUACCGGAACACCUGCUGGCCCAAUACUACCAGCAGAGGGUGUACAGCAGAAGUCGCGCAGGCAGUUUGGCGGAGAAGGACGCUCAGUUGAAGUACAACUUUGAGGGCCAAGGCUCCUCGGCCGGCUCGGUGGGCUGCUGUAGCCUCCUGGAGAACGACACCGACCUGCAGUUCCUCGACCACCUCGGCCCCAAGUUCAAGACUCUGGCGGAGGUGUGCUGUGGCCAGAAGAUCCAACAAGACGUCUCGCCGCUGCCCACAAAGGUUGUGAUUGAACAGAGUCCGGAACUCCCAAAGCUGCCAUCAGUUGUCCCCAGGGUAGACCCGACCAUAACUCAGGUGGUGGAGGAAAACACGACGACUGCGGAACAAGGGAUGACAGCAGUGAUGGGAGGGAUGGAAAACCAAGGCCAGAUGUUCUUGCUUCAGCAGGAGCAGCCUCUCUACUACACUGCUGCCGCCCCCAUGCAUUACGUAGUCCAGCCACAAGUCCAGAACACCAUGCUGUUGGCUGAGGCACCAGCUACCAACCUCCAGGGUGUGGUUCUGGCAGCACCUGCGCAAGGCAUGCUAGUGUCCAGCAGACACACCAAGGAAGCCGGCGUGGUGCUGGUGGAGAAUCCCAUGGUCCAGACCAAGAUCCACGCCGGAAAACAACCUGGACUCCAGAGCAUGGUAGUGGUGGAACGCAAGCUCCCUGUUGGGUCCGUUAAAGUUUUCAGAGGGAGCCAAACCGCCCCGGUGCAAGGAGGUGGAGAAGCCGGAUGGAUUUCUGGAGCUCAACGAGUCGUCCUGGUGGAAGGCUCAUCCAGCGGAAAUGAAAGUGUGUCCCAGAAGAGGAACAACUCUGGAUCUGUAAAGUCCUUCAACCUUGGACCUCAGGUGUCUUCUUCCAGAAUCCCAACAUACCGCAAGGUGGCGGUGCAGCAGACACGCAAAUAACGGAUUUUGGCCAUGCGGCGUUCCCAGCAGAGACGCAACAUGGAUACUUCUCCCAACUGGAUUCAGAGUCGAAGGGUGACAGAGUCAAUCACGCUGACCGUUCCCAGCGCAAAGAAUUUGACUGGAUUUAAAGAACACCCUCAGAAAUCCCCUCUCUCUUAUUUUUGGUAUGUGAAAAGAUCUUUUUGUAUGCACCUCCAAGCGAAAACAAGGAAUGUACCCCACCCCCACAUCGCGUGAAAUGAACGUAAGGUCGCUAUGAAUGCUUGGCCCGGCCGCCGUGAUAACGCCAUUGGCCAAGGGCCAAUCAGAGCGAAGCUGUUUUCCAUAUUUAUGUGGAGAAAAUGAGUGAUCCGAUAAGCGCAAAGCUUAUUUACGUGUUGCAUAUUAAAUGAGAAAGUGGCAGGUGAAAAAGAUCGAUGAGAACAGCUUGAAGAGGGACUUUGUGGACAUUUCGAAUUAUCUUGCAAAAUUGAUCAAAGGACAUCAAAGAUGAUAAAAAAAAAUGAAAAUAUUUGCCGGACGGGAGCCUUUAAAGUCGUUCAAAAUGGUGAAAAGCUAAAAAGAAUGCCAAAUAAAAGAAAAGCGCACAGCAAGUGCACUUUGGGUGUGUCGGCGCUGAGAUUUUGUGUGCUCGUGCAUGUGGGAGCUUCACCCUUGCAGAACCGGUUUUCAACCCCCCAACACACACACACGCGCACACCCAGACUCAUCGCCACUUGUUCUCGGUGCCACUGCAACGCUUCAUUAUUCUCAUUUGGUAACAUGAAUGAGUGCACAUGUAAUUGAUUUCAUUCAUGUGUAUUGUUCAUAUCGUCGUGAGCAGCCAAACUUGUGUUCUUAUGUCGCAGUUAUCGCCCUUUUUCUCUUUCGCGUCACCACUAGCAUUCCGUAGCUCGUCAUACCAGAGUUAUAUAAUCACGUAGUAUUCGGCAUUUCGAUGACGGACAUGUCGCUUUGUUAAGUACUCGCACCGAGACACACCUGUGGAGGAGGAAAAAUCCAGCAGGUAUCAAGGCCACGCCUCGUCGAUCCUCGGAAUUCCAAAAUAUUGAAAGUGUCACUUUGACAAGGUCAGAUGAAGUGUUAUGGAUAAACAUUUGAGAGUCACUGAUGCCGAAGCGGUACACUGGCCUGACUUCGGUGCGGGCAGCGUGGGUUCAGUUCCCACUCAGUGACGGUGCGAAUGGUUGUCCGUGUCUGUAUGUGCCUGGCGACCAGUCUGCCUUUUGCCCAAAGUCAGCUGGGUAGGUUAAUAUUUGUAAAAACCUUGGCAACAAUGGCGAGUGAAACGAGUUGUUUUGAUGGACGACUUCUUAUGGGCGCGGUCGCCAUUGUAAGACUUAAGUCCGAAGUCAUCAUCAUGUGAGUCAAUUGAACGUGACUCAUAGACUUAAGUCCUUGUUUAUGCUCUCAAGUCACGUCAACACCAAGACCUGCUCCUGCAGGGUAGAGUGCACUCUCCGGGUCGGGGGAAGAGAUCCUGCCCCAAGUGGAGGAGUUCAAGUAUUUCGGGGUCUUGCUCACGAGUGAGGGAGGACCGGAGCGGGAGACCUACAGGCGGGAUCCGUGCAGCGUCUGCAGUGAUGCGGACUCCGUAUCGGUCUGUUGUGGUGAAGAAGGAGCUGAGCUCUCGAUCUCCGUUCCCACCCUCAGCUGUGGUCACGGGCCGUGGGUCGUGACCGGAAGAACAAGAUCGCGCAUACGAGCGGCAGAAUUCCGGGCUCUCCCUGAGACACAACGGGCGAGAAGCUCGGUCAUCCGAGAGGGGCUCAGAGUUGAGCCGCUGCUCCUCCGCAUCGAGAGGAGCCAGAUGAGGUGGCUCGGGAACCUGAUUAGGACGCCUCCCCGGUGAGGUGUUCCGGCCACCGGGAGGACACGCUGGAGAGACUAUGUCUCUCGGCUGGCCCGGGAACGCCUCAGGAACGCCUGGGGAUCCCCCGGGAAGCGCUGGACGAAGUCUGGGCUUCCCCUGCUUAAGCCGCCGCCCCCGCGACCCGACCUCGGAUAAUAAGCCGAAGACAACGGAUGGACGCUGCAAAUCUGAAAAGCUGGUGAGCAAACGUGCGCUUAAAGGCAUUUAAACAAAGUGAUGGCGUUUGUAUUUUUCCAAAUUUUGACGCCAACAUUUUCUCAUUUGCUGCAAACGAACAUUGGUUGCCAAUAUCGGUCAUCGGCCUCCUUGCCUACUAACAAUCGGUAUCGGCCCUGAAAAAAACCAAACAUAUUGGUCUGUGUCUAGCAAAGUCCGAGAAAAAUGAUCACUUUAAAAAUCUUUUGAAAUAGCGAAAGCCAUUUUUGCCAUCUUGUGACCCAACGCCUCAAAUAAAGGCAACUGACGGCCAUGUUCUUCGUACAUUUUUCCAACUUUGACCACAAACCGACUCACUUGGGGUAGCGAUCACGAGGCUUUCGUGAAACUGAGCCGGUGACACACGAUCUGACAACCAAACCGGCCCGACCGCUGAGGCGGCUGUCCGUUUCCAACGCCAGCGGAAGCCGAGUGUUGAGUGACAGCCGCGUCGUUCUGCCGGAAUGAGCUCCCGCCACGAACUCACCGACGCUACGUUCUUACUUGCUUACUCACGCUCUCUGGGCGUGGCGCUCCCGUCAGCAGGUUUGGGCGAGACGGCAAUUCUCUUCGAAACGUCGGGCGAUUCUUCGUGUGACGUUGACGCUUCCGGCGUCAUGUGGAGUCAAAAAACACGAGAAGAGAUUCCACGGGAUGCGUCGUCGAUGAUGCAUUGGAAGUGUAUUUUGCAUGUAGCACAUUCAAAAUGACGUCCAGGUAAACUCGAGGCACAUAUCAUAAAUAUGUUAAGAAUAUGAAAUAAUACACUUAAAUAGUAAUAGUACAUCAGAGAUGUAUAGAAAGAUGAUGUCAACUUGCUACAUGAGAGGCGUGACAUGAAAUAUGAUGUAAACGUCCAAAGUUUCUCAUUCAACGGCGAGAGAAAGUGUGUCCGCACUUUCGACUGGCAGCGUAUGCGCUUCCAUGAAAUAUGAGGUCCUAUCCUAAUAUGUAAUAUAUUCCUUCAUACGAUGUGGACGAAAGGCGUACGCAUUAAAAUAUGACAUCGAUAUGCGACAUUACGAUAUGUGAAUGGGGUCAAUUAAAGCUUCAUGUCAAUUCAAAAGAAUGUAAAUAUUCGACAUUCAAAGUGUGUAGACGUUAAAGAGGUAUGUGAAUAUGACACAUUAGCGGUGUACCGGUAUACAGUAUGAUGAAAAUAUUCUAUAUUGAUGAAUGUAAUAUCAUAUGUUAAAGAUGUAACAGACAUUGAAUGUGGUUCAUUAGAGUUGUAUGCAUUAAAAUAUGAUGUAACUAUGCUGCAUCAGCGAUACGUGAUGUAAAUGUGACCAACUAGAGGUAGCGAUAAAUAUGUCAAUAUUCUACAUUAAGGGUGUGUGGAUAUUAAAUAGGAUGUGAAUAUGAUACAUUGGGUGUUUCCAUUCAACACAGUAUGAUGUAAAUAAGCGGAGUUACAUUAAACAUGUGAUACAUUAAA